AAAUAUUGACCAUUGGAAAAAGUCGCGUCGUAUCGCAGUCAUCAGUCGUAACCGAGUCCCCGCAGCACGCGUCCCCCUCGGCGCGCGUCGGUCGUCUUCGGCUUGUGGUCUCGGUCGCUAGUUAUUUUUCGUUCCCGCCCGGCGUCUUGCUCGCGCCCAACAAGUGGUGCAGACGCUCCCGCGACGCGAGACUAUCAACUUCGCGAGUCGCUCCUCACGCGCGGAGUCGCGUGUACUGUGAACAGAGACUGUGGUGUGUAGAGUCGAGUGUAGUGUAGGCUGGCGUCGAUGCACCUCCCGCACGCGAGCCCGGCGCCCAGCAUGGCGGACGUGUACAGCCACAUCCACGAGUACUACCGGCAGAGCCACGGCGAGCUGGUGCCCACGGGGUCCCCGGCGGUGCUGUGCUCGGCGCUGCCGGGCCACUGGCGCUCCAACAAGUCGCUGCCGGUGGCGUUCAAGGUGGUCGCACUGGACGACAUCCAGGACGGCACGCUGGUCACCAUCAAGGCCGGCAACGACGAGAACGUCAUGGCCGAGCUGAGGAACUGCACGGCGGUGAUGAAGAACCAGGUGGCCAAGUUCAACGACCUGCGCUUCGUGGGCCGCAGCGGGCGCGGGAAGUCCUUCUCGCUGACCAUCACCAUCAGCUCGUUCCCGAGCCAGGUCGCCACCUACACCAAGGCCAUCAAGGUCACCGUCGACGGCCCGAGAGAACCCAGAACUAAGCAAAGUGAGUAUUACUACGGCUACGGCCACCCCGGCGCGUUCAGUCCAUUCCUGCUGAACUCGGGCUGGCUCGACGCCGCCUACCUCAACUAUGCCUGGGCCGACUACUUCCGGCCGCCGCAGCUUAGAGACCAGGCUGCCGCACUUGUUAAAGGAGGUACUGCUCCGCUGGCGACGCCGCCCGCGCUGCCGGGGGCCGAACUGUUCCCGUUCCCGCCGGCCAUGGCCAGCCUGCCCGCCGGCGGCCUGCUCCCGCCGCCCGGCGCCUUCCUGCCGCCCAACGGACUCCUGCCCUUCCCUCCCCAUCCUGCAGAGCUAGCGAUGAAGAUGCCACCCGAGCUAUCCAUGAAGAACGGCAUAAACCCAUUCGACUUCACCGGUCUUAGAAAUCUACAAAGCAACGUGUCCUCCAUCGACGCCUCGAGUGCCCACCUGUCGCCGACGAGCAGCAGACACAGCGGCAGCCCCCGCAGCAUGAUCAACGCGAGUCCGGACCGAUCGAAGGCGGACUCCAAGUCGGACGUGAACUCGACGCACGAGGCGACGAUGUCGGACGAGUCGGACGAGGAGGUGAUCGAGGUGGUGAAGUCCGCGUUCCACCCGGCGCGGCCCGCCAGCCUGGCGCUGCGCGACGCGCGGGUGCAGGCCGCGGACUCCACCACGCGGCCGCCGCGAUGCGAGCUCAAGGCACCGUCAUCGCGGGCCACGCGCCUGCACUCCUCCAGCCCCAUAUCCACCAAGAUCGCAAAUGGUGCCAUCUCCACGCAAAAGUCCGUCUGGCGGCCAUAUUGACUCUACUAGCGAAAUAAAAUGGGUGUUAAAUUUAGUGUCCGCGCGGAGCGGAGCUGUUCAAAUGUGAUAAAACUAUGAGCUUGUACAUAUUAGAUACAGAAGUAGAUUUAUAUUACAGGAAAUAUUAUAUAGAUUAUAUUGUAAGAUUUUAAGAGAUAGGAUUGUUUGACUAACAAAUUGGUGUACAUAAAGAUGUCGUAUUUAAAAAGAUUUUUAUUGCAAAUGUGUUCAAGCUUGUCAAAGUUGGUAGUUGUAAGUGUAAGUAGGAUGAUUUAAAUAAAAGAUUAUUAAUGUUAAAAUGGACGACUCGAGGCAUGUAAGGCCAAAUAAGCUUCGACGACGACGACUGAUUAUAUUGUAAUGUUAAGCCAACGUAUAGUGUUAAUUUGAAUCUGUAAAUAAUGUAAUAUAAGAUAUUUAUUAAAGAUGGAUGUAAUAGUUAUGUAAAUAAUGUAGAGAUAUGAAAUACAAAAAAUGAUCUUCACAAAUUAUA
Messenger RNA from Plutella xylostella (diamondback moth), 2014 nucleotides. RefSeq names its product segmentation protein runt (gene run). Lineage: Eukaryota; Metazoa; Arthropoda; Insecta; Lepidoptera; Plutellidae. Gene Ontology annotation, cellular component: nucleus. Gene Ontology annotation, molecular function: DNA-binding transcription factor activity, RNA polymerase II-specific; ATP binding; RNA polymerase II cis-regulatory region sequence-specific DNA binding. The record is from RefSeq and is a predicted model, not a curated record. Gene Ontology annotation, biological process: regulation of DNA-templated transcription.